This is a messenger RNA of Theileria annulata, 2766 nucleotides long. RefSeq lists its product as uncharacterized. The record is from RefSeq and is a predicted model, not a curated record. The transcript is spliced from 4 exons. The coding region runs from base 1 to 2766 and encodes 921 amino acids. NCBI's taxonomy places the organism in Eukaryota, Apicomplexa, Aconoidasida, Piroplasmida, Theileriidae.
AUGAUAUAUUCAGAAUGUGCAGCUAGAACUAGCACAUGCAUACUUUCUCUACUUACCAUGAUACCGUGCGCAAGUUCAUUGAACUUUAACUCUAAGGCAUUUGGGUCCCUUUGGUUUAACUGGAAAAGAUACGGAUUCCCACUAGACCUGUUCCGCUCAGAUAACCCAAUUUACCCUUAUUUCACAGAAUCAAUGUCGCCUCUAUUGAAUGAGACGACAGGAUACUUGAUUGGAGUUACUGAUUUAAAAAUCCUUAAUAAGUUGAGUAACCCGCCGACUUUGAUUUUUGACUUGGAAGAGGAGAUCAUUAGACUGAGAACGAAGGUGCUAUUGGGCUAUUAUUCACCAUCAUUCUAUGAAAUAAGCUUCUUUGACGAUUUCGAGUUGUUGGAUGAGCUUGAUAUUGACGACGAGCCUCUGAAAAUGGUCGUGGACACCAGUGAGAACAUAUUCAACUUUGUGGGAGAUUACCUGUCAAGAGCCCCUUCCACAAUUAUAGAAUUGGGUGGAAAGGCGAGUAAAAUAUACCACAUGGGAAGAAGGUUGGGGAUGAGAAGACAUAAGGAGAGUUACUUGCGUCUGUUUGACAUUUAUUUCCCUGGAGCUCUGCCCAAGUUUCUGAGGUUCUCCAAAAAAGGAUCAAAGUCCAAAAAGAAAAAAGCUAAGGAAUCGGAAAAGGUAGAUGAAAAGGGUGAAAAAACUGAAGAAGGUUUAGAUAAAGUUGCGCAAUGUGAUGAUGAGCAAAAGGAUUCUGAUAAGAAAGAAGAUGAACAUGAGGAUAAAACUGAAGAAAAGGAUCAUGAGGAGUCGACUGAUAAGUUUUCAGAUGUGGGUGAGAAUGACGAAGUGGGAGCACAGGAUAGAGCAUCGGAAUACAAAAAGAUUAAAGGAUUUGAUCCGCUUGGAGAGUUGAAGGCACAGUGGGAUGAGUUAACUAAACAGGAUGAUGAAGAUGGGAAAGUUUCAGAAGUAGUAAAAGAGGAAGAAGAAGAGGAUUUGGCUGUAGUAAACACAACAUUCACAUUCGAGAUGAUGUUCGAGAAGAUGAUGAAAAGGAGCCCGAAGUAUAGAUAUCUGGGUUAUGUCCAGUAUCUCCAGUAUGAAGAUUCGAAGGACCGAAAUAGAGAAAUAGAAUACGCAAUAUUAACAAGAAUUCAGCCUUUGAGAGAUUUCUUGCUCAAAUUAUUGAAAUCAUUCGCAUACGCAGGAGGAAAAGGAAGAAGACCAUACCACCUGCUAAUGGACUUUUUUUUCGAAUUGGACUCAGUAAUAGACUUUAAUAACCCAGUUGAAGGUGUGUAUAUUGUUAGGGGAGAAGAGUACCUGAGAGGCUGCAUGCAGGAAUUGCCAGACUCCGAUACCGAGGAACACCAAGAUUUAGACGAAUCGUAUAAGAAAAGUUAUAUCAUGGAAGGAGACCAGGAAGUAAAACUUAAGCUUCCCUCAAUCCUAGCGACUCAUGUAGUGGAGAUCCAGAACAACUACUCCAUAGACUUUGUAGAACUGUGGAUACGAACACAUAACUUUAAGGAAUUUUACAUGAACCAUAACCUGGAAGUUUUCAACGAGCCUGUGUUCUACGUUAGCCAGAACGUAGCUAAAUAUACAUAUCCGAACGGAGAUUUCUACGUUGGAGAACUCGUGGAUAUGCUCAGAGAUGGUAAAGGAUCAUAUGUGUCCAAAGACGGAUCUAGAUAUGAUGGAGAAUGGUUGCGCGAUAAACGGCAUGGAAAAGGAACCCUAAUAACAAACGAUAUUAAAUAUACAGGGGAUUGGCUAAAUGAUAAGAAACACGGUUUUGGAAGAUUAGAAACAAGAUCAUAUACAUAUGUGGGAGAUUUCAGACAUAAUAGAUGCCACGGCAAUGGAACUAUGUCAUAUAAAAGUGGAAUCAAGCAAAAGGGUGAAUUUAAGCAUGGGAGAUUCGAAGGGAAGGGGAUGAUGACAAUGCCUGAUGGAUCAGUGAGAAUGGGGAACUUUAAGAAUGGAGUGAUAUUCGGAGUUUGUUCAGUGAUAGAUAAGACAGGAAGAGUGUAUGUGGGACAAUUGCACGGAGAUUUGUUUCACGGAAAGGGCAUUUUGAAGUAUAAUAAAACCACAUCAUUUGAAGGGUACUGGGUUAAAGGAAGAAGAGUCAACCAGGGGAUGAUAAACACAAUAAUAUCUGGAUCACCUCUUAGGGUUGAAGCUGUGUGGCAGGAUGACAACAUGCUGAUGAAUGAAGUGUCGAUUAAGUUCCCCAACGGGUUCAAGUAUAACGGAAGCUUGAGGUUAUAUCCCCACCAGACCCUAAACAUGCAGGAACUGAAGGACGAUUUGGAGUUCAUGAAGCUGGAUCCCAUGAUCAACGAGGAAGAUUUGAAACUCUUUGCGCAAGAGUUUGACAAACUCGAUAACAAACUGUUGGCUCACGGAAAUGGAAUAUACAAGGACACUAAGGGUGAAGUGUACAAUGGGUUGUUUUUUUAUGGCUCAAAGCAUGGAAAUAUGUCUCAAGUUUUUCCAAACGGGACAAUAUACACUGGCCAGUACCACUUGGGAAGAUUGCACGGAAAAGGAACUUUUCAGUUAUUGACGAAAAGAACACUAGAAGUUAAGUUCAACCGAGGAAAUCUCGAAACUGAGUUGGAUUUCCAAGACCAUGCAUACAUAAAACAAUUUUUGGAGCUUGAAUAUCCAACAUUCCUCGAAGAGUUCGUAAAGUACAAACUAGACUCACUGAUGGAUGUCAUGAAGACCUCAAACAUACUGGGAUUUAAUAUGUAA